Messenger RNA from Dibothriocephalus latus, 573 nucleotides. NCBI's taxonomy places the organism in Eukaryota, Metazoa, Platyhelminthes, Cestoda, Diphyllobothriidea, Diphyllobothriidae. The record is from the annotation of a GenBank genome assembly.
AUGCUGUGCACUCUGCAUGAUGUCAAGGUGCGAGAUAAAGACGUUCCCAGCGUCUUCUGGGAGAUUACAGAGCGGAGCAGUAGAAUAUGUAUGAUGUUGAACCACACUGCCAAGACCUGGCUGCUACCUCACUCCGAGGUAUUUGAAAAUGUCUACAUCUUCAAGUUGACAGCCACUAAUCUCGAGAGGCGCCUUCUUUUGGCCAGAGAUGCCACAAGGAAACACUUUGCUAUUCCCAGCUUUUAUGGACAAACUGACCGAUUUCGCGACCUCGGAGUCACAACGGACGGAGUCGAACGCAGCAGCAAAGUCAACAAGGGAGAUGGCCGUUGGCUGUUGGUAGCUAUGGCGGAAUUCAAGGAUCCGUCUCAGUAUGAAUAUCUCAUCCACACGUCCAUGCCCCGUGCGAACUCCGGUCUAGUUGGGUCGCGUCCUGGAGUCGCGCACAGACUGGCACUGCCUGAGGAGAACAAUGGCGAAGAUCUUUGCAGCAAUAUCGAUGAGGCUUAUGCCGCGCUAUUUCUCAUAACUUGUCUGAUCUCCCCUGUUGUGGACAGGCACAAGGAUGCCUGA